Messenger RNA from Momordica charantia (bitter melon), 2233 nucleotides. NCBI's taxonomy places the organism in Eukaryota, Viridiplantae, Streptophyta, Magnoliopsida, Cucurbitales, Cucurbitaceae. The record is from RefSeq and is a predicted model, not a curated record.
UGCAAACCUAAAGGGGGAGGAGGAGAGCGCUACGGCAUUUUCUUAUUAUUAUUAAUAAUAAUUAUGUAAUUGAGAUUUGAGAGAGGGUUUAAUCAGGGUUUCUUCGGAGUUUAUCUUUUUCUUUUUUCCGUUUCUUCACUCUCCUUUUUGUUUCUGAGUAGCACUUCUUCUUCAGGUUCUCUCUCUCGCUAACGAUGCGCCAUGAGAGCAUUCUACAACUUCAGCCAUGAAUCUCCAUGCCAAGACUGUACCGCAUCGCCUCUCAACUUGUCAACGUCAUCCUAGCAAACCGGUGACCGGAUUCUGCGCCUACUGCCUCCGGGAACGCCUCGCCGGGAUUGAUCCCGAUACGCGCCAGGAAACUCCUCCUCGGAACCAGCAUUCUUCGUCGGAGCUCCGCCGCAGUAAAUCUUUCUCUGCGGCGAAGCGCGACGCUGGCAUCGGGCAACCGGAGGUGCAGCAUCGGAAGUCGUGCGAUGUUCGCUCUGGGAACAGCUUGUCGGACCUUUUCUGCCGCGAAGACCGGCCGAAAUGUCCGAAUCAGGAGGUGGAGAUCGAGUCCGAGAACUUAGGUUUUGAAUUGCGGGAGGUUGCGGCAAAUGAGAGACAGUUUAGGGCUUCUGAGGGGGCAAUUGGACCGCCUCUGGAUACAAUCGACGAUUUUGCCGGAGGGGAGGCUGAGUUCAAGACGAUGAAAGAAUUUAUAGAUCUUGAAAUUCGGAGGAAGAAGAAUACGGGCCGAGAUUUAAGAGAAAUUGCAGGGAGUGUCUGGGAAGCGGCUUCAGUCAUCAGCAAGAAACUCGGAAAAUGGAGGAAAAAGCAGAAAAUGAAGAAUCUCGGUAACAGUAGUAAUGCAGGUACGGUGAAAACAGAGGGUUUCAAGCCAAGAAUGCUUGAAACGAGGGAGACUCGUUCCGAGGUUGGAGAAUACGGAUUGGGAAGAAGGUCUUGUGAUACAGAUCCAAGAUUCUCCGUCGAUGCAGGAAGGAUGUCGUUGGAUGAUUCCCGGUAUUCGUUCGAUGAACCCAGGGCUUCUUGGGAUGGGUAUUUGAUUGGAAGAACUUAUCCAAGGCUUGCGCCGAUGGUUUCAGUUUUAGAAGAGGUCAAAUUCCCUGGCAAUGGAUUUGAGAAUGGUGAUCCUCCUGAUGAAGCAGAAGGGCCCCUGAUGAAUGUAGGAGAUAAGAUCCCUGGUGGAUCGGCUCAGACCAAGGAUUACUAUAUGGAAUCAUUGUCUUCUCUGAGGCGGAGGAAAAGUUUUGAUCGUUCAAGUUCGCACAGAAAAGGGGCGUCUGCAGAUUUUGAUGACUUGAAGUCAAUAUCAAACGCAAAGGUUUCUCCUGCAACUACAGAGUUGUUCUAUGGUGCGAAGGUGUUGAUUACAGAGAAAGAUUUGAACGACUCUCACUCAAAAUCAACCAGAGAUGGCGAUUUGAGUGGCAGUGAAGUUACUUCCAAAGAUUCUGUUCCUGAUGCAGCUGGGAGCGAUCGGAAGACAUUCAAGAAGGCGUACAGAUGGCAGAAAGUAUUAAAAGUUUUGGGUAUGAUGCAAAAGCGAAGCGAGAGCAAGUCUGAUGAUGAGGAAGGCUGUGUUGGAGUAAACUCGGUUGACCGGCCCUUGGCCGAGUCUUGGGAAAAGCUGAGGCGGGUAGCUAACGGAGAAGCAAAUUGUUCUGUUAGCCAGAAGCUCAUUCGCAGCUAUAGCGUAAGCUGUAGAGAUCCCAACAAACUGGCUGGGUUCAACGGCGGUAAUGAUUUGAAACUGAACGGUUUAAGGCGGAGAGACGAUCUUACAUUGCAGAGGAAUCGGAGUGUCAGGUAUUCACCAAAUAACUUUGACAAUGGCUUAUUAAGGUUCUACUUGACGCCAUUGAGGAGCUACAGCAGAGGCAAACCAGGAAAGAGCAGGCCAAGAAGUUCUCCUUUCAAUGUCAAACAUGUCACGUAAAAAGGUGCAUCACUUCUUCCUUCAAGAAAAGUCUGUACUGUAAACAUUAUAUAAACUAGUUAUUCUCAUCCCUCUGAUAAAACUUAUGUUCUUAUUACGAGCUGGAUAAAGCUUGAAAAAUGAAAAAUUAAUUUCAGUUGUUAAUGGCUUAUUUGUGUAGAGAUUAUCCAGAUAUGAACAACUUCUCUAAUACCUUCUUUUUUUAGUAUGAGUUGUUAACAAACGGAAAAACAACAAGAACAAAAACUAAAUUUAGAGACGGAAUAAAGAGGCUGUUUUUUUGGAUUA